This is a messenger RNA of Pipra filicauda (Wire-tailed manakin), 699 nucleotides long. RefSeq names its product clarin 1 (gene CLRN1). The transcript has 3 exons. The record is from RefSeq and is a predicted model, not a curated record. Lineage: Eukaryota; Metazoa; Chordata; Aves; Passeriformes; Pipridae. Bases 1 to 699 code for a protein of 232 amino acids. Gene Ontology annotation, biological process: sensory perception of sound; equilibrioception.
AUGCCAGCCCCGCAGAAGAGGCUGAUCUUCUGCACGGCCGGGGUGCUGAGCCUCGCCUGCGCGCUGGGCACGGCGGCGGCCGUGGGCACCCAGCUCUGGGUGAGGGGCACGACCCUCUGCACCACGGGAGCGCUGCUCGUCAACGCCACCGGCCCCGAGCUGCACAAGUUCAUCGGCGAGAUCCAGUACGGGCUCUUCUCCGGGCAGCGUGUGCGGCAGUGCGGGCUCGGGGGGAGACCCUUUCAGUUCUCAUUUUUUCCAGAUUUGCUCAAAAUUAUCCCUGCAAGUAUCCAUGUUAGUGUCAUUCUCUUCUGUACAGUACUGAUCAUCUUUGCUCUGGUGGGAGCAGGGUUCUUCAUGUUCAAUGCUUUUGGCAGCCCCUACGAAACACUGCAUGGUCCUGUCGGGCUGUACCUCUGGAGCUUCAUUGCCUGUUCCUGUGGUUGCCUCAUCAUGAUUCUCUUCUCCUCGGAGGUGAAGAUCCAUCACCUUUCAGAGAAGAUUGCUAAUUUCAAGGAGAGAACCUUUACAUUCAAGACUCACAGUGAACAGUUUGCAAAUUCCUUCUGGACCAUCCUGGUUUGCUCCCUGGUGCACUUCCUCAAUGCCCUGCUAAUCCGAUUUGCUGGGUUUGAAUUUCCCUUUUCAAAAUCAAAAGAUUCAGGGAGGAUCACAGGAGCAGUUGACCUGAUGUAUUAA